CUCCAAAUCUAAAAGUUAAGAAAGCAAUUUAUACAUUCCACCAAUGAUUCUCAAUCUUAACAACAAAAUGAUUUUAGUAUCUUGAUGUUAUGUUCAGUGAACAUGGAAAGAAGAAUCCACUUGCAGUUUUCUCUAACCAUAUGUCCUUCGGAUCUUCUUCGCAGAAAAAUGCAAUGACCGCCACAUGUUGUGCUUUUCUAGAUGAAACUGGCUAAUUGAUGAUCUUUCUCCACAAUGGAAGACCAUGGCAUGACCAUGGCUCUACUGGAGCCAACCGCUCCACAGAUUUCUAUUGGACCUCAAGAACAGCCUAGCAGCACUGAGGUUUCAACAGCACAACUUAUCUCAGCUCAUAAGUACCAAAGGAGUGUGGGCUUGGAGGGAGAAGACAACGUCUGUAUAGUGUGUUUGGCUGAGUAUGGAAAAGGUGAGGAGAUGCGUACCCUAGCGGAGUGCAUCCAUAUCAUGCGCCGUGCGUUGAUAUGUGGCUCUUUUCACAUUCAAACUGCCCUCUCUGCCGCACUAACACCACUCAUUUGCUGCCAGUCUCUCCAAUGCUUCGCCAUGGACCAGAUUCCAGUUCUGCAGGGUCACAGCCUGUUAUGCUACAGAGUGUCAUCAUACAUCCUGUCAACCUCAGAUAAUCACAAUUUUCCAGGCAAUCAGAACCUAGUUUCAAGAUGAUAGUAAUAUUGUGCUUCAUUAUGUAAAUAUGUUGAUACUGGAGAAUAUUUUGAAAACUUUAGCCCGAGAUAUAUGCCGAACUUGAUAAGACAUCUAUAAGUUUCAUUCUAACAUGUAUUCCUAAUUUACCUAAAAUCUUCAAGGGGCGUAGAUGCAUUGAGAAUUCAAGAGCGCAACUUAAUCCGGCCUAUUAAUACCGAAAAGGGUCGGCCUUUUGUGAAUGAAGAUGAUAUGUGUUC
Messenger RNA from Rubroshorea leprosula, 923 nucleotides. NCBI's taxonomy places the organism in Eukaryota, Viridiplantae, Streptophyta, Magnoliopsida, Malvales, Dipterocarpaceae. The record is from the annotation of a GenBank genome assembly.